Molecule: messenger RNA, 560 nt
Organism: Malus domestica (apple)
Lineage: Eukaryota; Viridiplantae; Streptophyta; Magnoliopsida; Rosales; Rosaceae
Source: RefSeq, a predicted model, not a curated record
AACGGUGAACUGUAGUAGCAGGGCUUGGUGCUUUGUGACUUUGGGAGGUUUUACAGAUUCCUUCUUGUUCGCUUCGUCUAAUUGCUUAACAGUCAGUCUCGUCCUCUCCAGCAACAACAAUGGCGCCGCCUCCUGGACCCUAUUCUGGAACCAGCACCCUCGCCUUGGUGGCUCGGGCUUCCGCAUUCUCCUUUGGACUCGUAUACGGAAGCAUUAAGCUCAAGUAUCUCCAGGCAAAGGCUAAAUCUGAACAAAAGGCUGCGGCAAAGGCUCAUCACUGAAGGAGAUGUGUUUUAUCAGAAGUUGUGAAUGAAAAAUGAGUUGGUUUUCAGAUAGAAAUAAUACGAAAGGGUGGACUGUACCAAUAUUUCGAUUCUUAAAGCUUCUGUGCACCAUGAAAACUUUGCUUAAGUUCCAGGUUUUUUUUUAUUUUUGAUUUUUUUUUGAAUUGAGAAUUAUGAAUUUGGUACUUAGGAUGCUUUAGAUUUCCAUUUCAUAGCGAACAUUUUGAGGGUAAUGCUCCCGUGAUGAAUAAGAUGCUUAUUGUUUUCGGUCUUCAA